Messenger RNA from Cetraspora pellucida, 188 nucleotides. The record is from the annotation of a GenBank genome assembly. Lineage: Eukaryota; Fungi; Glomeromycota; Glomeromycetes; Diversisporales; Gigasporaceae.
AACUAGCAUUUUUUGGUAAAACAUUGUUAUAUAAUGACUUACAAGAACAAAUAACAUCUGCAACAUUUUUAGCUGAUGAUGAUGAUAAUAAAAUCAUUGAAGACUUUGAAAUAAAAGAAGAAAUUAAGUAUAAUUCAGGUAUUAUUGAACAUUUUGAUGUUGAAAAUAUUAUAUGUUUAAAUAAUUAA